Molecule: messenger RNA, 4901 nt
Organism: Archocentrus centrarchus (flier cichlid)
Lineage: Eukaryota; Metazoa; Chordata; Actinopteri; Cichliformes; Cichlidae
Gene: lig4
Product: ligase IV, DNA, ATP-dependent
Exons: 3
Coding region: 55-2850 (931 amino acids)
Biological process (GO): DNA biosynthetic process; immunoglobulin V(D)J recombination; nucleotide-excision repair, DNA gap filling
Cellular component (GO): DNA ligase IV complex; DNA-dependent protein kinase-DNA ligase 4 complex
Molecular function (GO): DNA ligase (ATP) activity; DNA binding; ATP binding
Source: RefSeq, a predicted model, not a curated record
AUUUCCUUGGCGGUCUCUACAUCGAGUACAAGGAAGUGUAAACAUGUUGCUUUAAUGGGAGAAGCUUUUACCACCAUUUUUGUUUUUCUUGAGGAUAUAAGCAAACGCGAUUUCACCAUGGACAGCACUUCUAAAAAGGAUGCUUCCAGUCAGCCAUCUGUUGCUUCGCAGGUUCCUUUCCUUCACUUGUGUACCACGCUAGAGAAAAUUCAGAAGUCCAAAGCCCGUCCAGAUAAAUCCAAGAUCCUUGGGGAUUUCAUUGAGUCAUGGCGGAAAUUUCAUUCUGCCCUUCACAAAGAUAACCUCAAAACUACAGACUCUUUCUAUCCUGCCAUGCGCCUCAUAGUUCCCCCUUUUGAACGAGAGCGAAUGGCAUAUGGCAUCAAAGAGAGCAUGCUAGCUAAACUGUACAUUGAUGUAUUAGGUCUCCCAAAGAAUGGCCCAGAGGCCAAUAAGCUGUUGAAUUACCGCGCUCCAACCACAUCCCAAGGAGAAGCUGGAGACUUUGCUGGCAUGGCGUAUUUUGUGCUGAAAAAACGAUGCACCAACCAAGGAAACCUCAGCAUUAAAGAGGUCAAUGACUUUCUGGACUCAGUGGCCAUCAACAACGCUAGCAAGCAGAAGGAUCUUGUAAAAAAGAGUCUGCUGCACCUCAUCACCCAGAGCUCAGCUCUCGAGCAAAAGUGGCUCAUCAGAAUGAUUCUGAAGGACAUGAAGCUCGGGAUCAGCAAAGAAACCGUUCUCCAAGUCUUCCACCCGGAUGCUGCCGAGCUCUAUAACGUCAACACAGAUUUGAACAAGGUGUGCCAGCAGCUCCACAAUCCUGCUGUGUCUUUAAGCGAAGUCUCUAUUGGUCUUUUUUCUGCUUUCAAACCUAUGUUGGCAGCUGUGGCUAACAUCCGCAGCGUGGAAAAACAGAUGGGAAACAGCCCCUUUUACAUCGAGACCAAGCUGGAUGGGGAGCGCAUUCAGCUGCACAAAGAUGGCGAUGUGUACAAGUACUUCAGCCGAAAUGCUUUUGAGUACACGCAGCAGUUUGGAGGAUCCCCAUUAGAAGGAUCACUGACUCCUUAUAUCCACAAUGUUUUUAAAAGCCACGUUGUGAACUGCAUCCUCGACGGUGAGAUGAUGGCGUACAACCCAACAGCAGACACCUUCAUGCAGAAAGGAAGCAAAUUUGACAUCAAGAGGCUGAUGGACGACUCCGAGUUGCAGACAUGCUUUUGUGUGUUUGACGUACUUUUAAUCAAUGAUCAGAAGCUUGGCAAAGAAACUCUCAAGAAGCGGCACGAGAUCCUUCAGACAAUUUUCACCCCACUCAAGGGAAGGAUGCAUGUGGUGCCAAAGACCGAAGCUAGAACCAUGCAGGAGGUGGUGAAAGCGCUCAAUGAUGCCAUUGACAACAGAGAGGAGGGGAUCAUGGUGAAGGAUCCUUUAUCCAUCUACAAACCUGACAAGCGGGGGGAAGGCUGGCUGAAGAUAAAGCCAGAAUAUGUGGAUGGCUUGAUGGAUGAGCUUGACCUGCUGAUUGUUGGUGGCUACUGGGGGAAAGGUAGAAGGGGUGGCAUGAUGUCCCAUUUCUUGUGUGCCGUGGCCGAAGCUCCAAAGCCUGGUGAGAAACCUUCAGUUUUCCACACCCUCUGCCGCAUUGGCUCUGGCUACACCAUGAAAGAAUUGUAUGAACUUGGUUUAAAACUCGCCAAACACUGGAAGGUCUACCGGAAAAACGACCCACCGGCAUCCAUCCUGUGUGGAACAGAGAAACCAGAAGUCUAUAUCGAACCCUGCAACUCGGUUAUCAUCCAAGUUAAGGCAGCUGAGAUAGUUGGAAGCGACAUGUAUAAAACCAAUUGCACUCUGCGCUUCCCCAGGAUCGAGAAGAUUCGAGACGAUAAAGAGUGGCACCAGUGCAUGACACUGGCAGAGCUGGAUCAGUUCCGCAGCAAGGCAUCUGGAAAACUCGCCUCUCGGCACCUUCACAUCGGCAACGAAGAACCACAAAAGAAGAAGCGCAAGCUGCCAGUCAAACCCAAGAAGGUGAUCGGCAUCAUUGACCACUUUAAGCCCCAGGACCUUUCUGGGGUGACCAAGGAAACAGAUAUGUUUGAGGAUGUGGAGUUCUGCAUCCUGAAUGGCACUGAAGAUCAUCCCAAGUCUGAACUGGAAAAGGGUGUGGCCAGGUGUGGAGGUAUUGUGGUUCAGAACCCUGGGCGUGAGACCUACUGCGUGAUUGCUGGUGUGGAGAACAUGCGCGUGAAGAACCUGAUUUCAUCCAACCAGCAUGACAUAGUUUGGGCCACCUGGCUGCUGGAGUGCCUGGACCAGAAGGAGGUGGUUCCAUGGCAACCCCGCCACAUGAUCCACAUGUCGCCCUCCACCAGGGAGCACUUCGCCAAGGAGUACGACAGCUAUGGCGACAGCUACUUUGUUGACACAGACGAGCAGCAGCUGAAGGAGGUGUUCAGCAGGAUCAGCAGUGCAGACGCGUCAAAGGCUGUGAACGUUGCACAGGUCGAGGAGCGCUGCGGUUGGGAUGACCUUCCAACCAGCAUGUUUAGACCGUUCACAGCUUAUAUGGACAGUUUUGCUGACAUAGGAGAACCCAAAAGUGCCAUAUCUGCCAGCUGCCUGGACAUCAGGGCACUGGAGUUUUGCUACCAUGGAGGAACAGUGGUGCAAAAGCUGAAGGAAGGAGUUUCACAUGUUAUUAUCGCAGAGGAAACAAGACUUCUGGAUUUGAGGACUCUGAGGCGCUGCUUUAGGAAGAAGUUUAAGAUAGUAAAAGAGACAUGGGUGACUGAUUCAAUCAGAGCAGGGUAUGUGAUGAAUGAUACUGACUACUUGGCUUGAAGAUGCUGUGUAGUGAAGUACACAGCAUUUAAAUGGACAUUUAGCAAUUCAACUUAUUCCUAAUAAGAUUAGAAAUAAAGUCUUUAAUAAAACCUGCAAAAUGAAAAUUCCAAGGAUGCUAAUUCUCAGGGUUUUGAGUUUGGGUGAGUUUUGGCUUUUGUGCUCUUAAUGAAACAGCUUAUUAUUAGUUUUAAAUGAAUAAGCUGCUGUAAAAGUCAGGAAGGCAAUAAUUGGUUUUUCAAUUUUCAGACUCAGAAUUGCAUUAUAAAGGGUUCAGAUGGUUUUUCUUCUGAAUUUGCCCCCCCCCCCCCUUCAAACUUUUAUCCAAGCAGCUAUUAAAACAUUUUCUGCGACUGAAAGGAGACUUGCCAAUUAACCAGAAAUGGAGGGUUUAAUUCUGACAGUAAUUUCGGUGAAUGAUCCACAUUAGCGAGCAGCAGCAAGGGAAUGCUCCACCAUAAUAAUCUGUCCAUUGUGAAGGGGCACUCCAGCGGUUUUAUAUUUCAGUUUAGUUAAGCUGACAGACUUGUGAGAGAGAGAUUCAGAAAGGAAUGGUUAAAAUUAAACCGCAAAGGCUGUGAUAGACUUUUUUUUUUUUGACUUAUGUUUUUUUUUUUUAACCUUCCUUAGCUCCUAAAUAUCAAUUUUCUCCAAACCCUACACCCCCUUGUGAAAACACAUAACCUGAACAAAGUUUACCCAGACGGCUGUUUAUUUCAGUUUGGAGCCUUCCCUCCAGAAGAUGCUCGUCAUGAUCAUAGACUGUAUAUAAAAGAUGGACAUAGCCACCGUGAUGUCACCCAAUGUUAUCUGGAGUCCAUAUUUUUGAAGCCUCGCUGCACAUCAAGCAAUGUUAUUUGCCAUAUAAUCCCAUUAAAAAUGCUCCAAAGGGAACUAAAAGCAGAAAGACAAUCAGUGGGUUUAGUUCAAUUACUUGAAUUAAUUGAGGUGAAGUCUAGCAGCUGUUGCGUACAUAGAGGGGGAAAAAUGUCCAUAGAGAUCCAAGCUAUUGUUGUACGAGGCUGUAAGCAUGCUUUCUAAUGCUGUAGCAGUAGAAAUUUUUACAUCAGAGUCUAUGGGGAUUUACCAGGAGGCAACUACCGUGGUUGAAAAAUUAGGCCCAUGCAGAAGUGCCAAAACCUACAGUUCCUCUAAUGGCCAUUUGAGGCUGGUUCCAAAUGUGAGCCAACUCCUACUGAUGCCCAUGUUAAAAUAGCCAACUUUACAGAAUUGAAAAGCAAGCUUACAGCCUAGUAUAAAAAGUGGUUUUGGUUUCCAUGAUUAGUUUCCCCCUUCAACAACCAUACAAUGGGUUCAUUUUUUUUAAUGUCAAUUCAUUUUGAUGCUGGAGUUAGAGGUGUAGCAGUUCUGAUUGACUGCUGUCCAGAUACGGGCUAGCUGCCAGCUCUCACUUUCAUUAAUUGGACUUACUAAACUAGACCCCUCCACCAUGUUUGUACUGUCUGUGCCUUUUUAAUGAAAAUAUAUGACAAGUAAUAUGGCUUCCUGUGUGCUACAAACUAUCAAAGCUUGUGCUUCAGUUUUUGUGAGUGAAAUUCUGGCAUUUUAUUUGUCUGCAACUCAGCACCAAUUAGCAGGCAUCUGUUUAUGAGUACAGCCAGCUAAUCAAGCCUGCUACUUAAUAACGUCUUCCUUUCAUCCAAAUACAGCAGCUUCUGGCUAAAAAAAAAAAAAAAGAAAAAGUAACAAGUGAAGGCCAAAUCCUAAGGUUGAGGCUUCAGAAAAACAAUGGGUGACAUCACAGUGGCUACAUUCAUUUUUAUAUACAGUCUGUGGGUUUGAUUUGUUUUGUGGCGCCAGUCUCAUUAUAGAGGAACUGCAGUUUUUGCCACUUCCACGUUGGCUUCAUUUUUCAGCCCCUGGAGGUCAUUGUAUGAUCAUGACGAGUGAGCAGUUUCACGUGGUGUGGUGUGGUCCUUUAAUGUAAGAAAACAAGAAGAAUGUCUUGAACUGUUCUCCCCCUUUUUUUGUGCUCUGUGCCUUUAUGCUGUUGCCAUUACAUAUGAAGAACGACUCUAAUAAAUAUCUUG